This is a messenger RNA of Penicillium angulare, 951 nucleotides long. RefSeq lists its product as uncharacterized. Bases 1 to 951 code for a protein of 316 amino acids. NCBI's taxonomy places the organism in Eukaryota, Fungi, Ascomycota, Eurotiomycetes, Eurotiales, Aspergillaceae. The transcript has 3 exons. The record is from RefSeq and is a predicted model, not a curated record.
AUGUCUCCCAGAAACCUACUUCUCUUCGGCGCAAUGGGCACCAUUGGCUCGUACAUUCUCGACGCUAUUAUCUCCGCGCGCUCGCAGUUCGACCGUGUUGCUAUCUUUACAUCACCGCAUACUGCCGAGACCAAGGCUUCAGCUCUUGAGAAGCUAAAGGCGCAGAAUGUGGAGAUUAUAGUAGGUGAUAUUGAGGAUGAGGAGGCUAUUAAGGCUGCAUAUGUCGGAAUCGACACCGUAAUCUCAGCUCUUGGCCGCACAGCUCUAGCCCAACAAAUCCCCCUCAUCAAUCUCGCAGCAGCAAGCAAAGAUGUCAACCUUUUCCUCCCCUCAGAAUACGGCACAGACAUUGCCUACAGCCCCAAAUCAGCAAAUGAAAAGCCGCACCAACUUAAACUUAAAGUUCGCGCUCUCAUUGAAUCAAUCCCCCGUGAACAACUAAACUACUCAUACAUUGUUACGGGUCCAUUCGCAGAGAUGUAUCUCAAUUUCGUCCCCGGAUUAGAAGAAGCGGGAGGCUGGAAUGUAAAGGCUCAGAAAGCAACUUUACUCGGUGAGAAGGGCGAAGAUAAAGUUUCUCUAACAACUAUGAAAGAUGUCGGAACCCUCGUCCUCGCCGCAAUCCAAUCUACAUCACCGGCAACACUUAACCGUCCUCUCUGCGUGAACUCAUUCACCACCACACCAGCUAAGAUUCAAGCUGAGUUCGAGCGCCAGACAGGUACGACUUGGAAAUCAGUUUCUUAUACACCGUUGGAGCGAUUGCGUUCUUUGGAGAAUGAGGCUUGGGAGAAGGGUCUUCCGGCUGCGACUGGGGUUACGUUGCGGAGGAUUUGGACUGAGGGGGGUACACUUUAUGAGGAGCGGGGGAAUGGGGUUAUUGGGGAGCCGGUCGUUAUGGGGUUGGAGGAGGUUGUUGCGAAUGAACUUAAGAGAGUUUCUUCUUUGUAA